GAGCUGCGAAGGCAGACUGUUUGCACACAAUGUGGGAUGCAGAACUGAGAUCAGACACCGCGCACACUGCUGCUGGCUCCCUGGUGACUGUGCUCCAGCUGUGCCGUCUGUUACUGCAUGUGUUACUACUCCCUGCUCUGCCAGAUCCGCACACUCACUGACUGAUCCACAACUACCCCCUCCAGGUUAGAAGAAUUCUGCAUUGAAAAUGACUGAGCGCUUCGACUGCCAUUACUGCAAGGAAUCUCUCUUUGGCAAGAAAUACCUGCUGAGAGAGGAGAAUCCAUACUGUGUCAAGUGCUAUGAGAGUCUCUACUCAAAUAGCUGCGAGGAAUGCAAGAAGCCAAUCGGCUGUGAUGGCAAGGAUCUUUCCUAUAAGGAUCGGCACUGGCAUGAGUCCUGCUUCCACUGUUUCCAGUGCAAUCGCUCUCUGGUGGACAAGCCCUUUGCUGCUAAAGAUGAACACCUAAUCUGUACUGAGUGCUAUUCCAAUGAGUAUUCAUCCAAGUGCACCGAGUGCAAGAAAACCAUUAUGCCAGGGACGCGCAAGAUGGAGUAUAAAGGAAACAGCUGGCAUGAGACUUGCUUCAGCUGCUUCCGCUGCCAACAGCCAAUAGGAACGAAAAGCUUCAUCCCCAAAGAUAAUCAGAAUUUCUGUGUGCCGUGUUAUGAGAAGCAAUUUGCAAUGCACUGCGUUCAGUGCAAGAAGGCGAUUACUACUGGUGGUGUCACCUACCGAGAUCAGCCCUGGCACAAGGAGUGCUUUAUAUGUACAGGCUGCAAAAAGCCUUUAUCUGGUCAACGCUUCACUUCUCGGGAUGAGUUUGCCUAUUGCUUGAACUGUUUCUGCAACCUCUAUGCCAAGAAAUGCGCCGGCUGCAGCAGUCCCAUAAGUGGUCUUGGUGGAACCAAGUAUAUCUCAUUUGAGGAACGUCAGUGGCACAGCGACUGUUUUAAUUGUAAGAAGUGUGCGAUUUCCUUGGUGGGCCGUGGCUUUCUUACAGAGAGGGAUGACAUUCUGUGUCCUGAAUGUGGAAAAGAUGUAUAAAUAUGCUAUAAGCUAUAAGAAUACAGACAAAACAAGCAGUAUAUAGAAAUAUAUAGAUAUCCAUAUAAUUAAAUCAUUUUUAUUUUUGCUUUAAUCCAGUAAAAUAUGCUAAAGUUGUUAGAUAUUGAAGGUAACAUUUUAUUCUCAAGUUCAGCUUCAUUAUGAUUAAGAACCACUGCCAAUCCAUGCCAUCAUGACAAUAGGCCAGCGAAGACCAUAUGCUGUAAUCCAAUGCAUUGUUUCUUUACCAACAACUGCUAUAUCCAGCCUAUCGGAUAUAAGAAGAGUCUUUAAAAACAUAAUUGUUACGACAGCAUAGAAUGUCAUCAGUUCUUAAUGAGUUUUUUUUGUUUUGUUUAGUUUUUUGCUUUAUAAAUAGUGGAGGUAUACUACCAAUUUUCCUCCUGGGCUGGUUUGAUUUCAAGAAUAUCAACCACUUUUUACAUACAAUUUUGAAUUUGGCCAUUUAGUGGCAUCUGUCAUAAUUUACAUUUCUAACUUAAAGAGAUAUUAUAGGCACCCAGACCUCUUCACCUCAUUGAAGUUAUCUGGGUGCAGUAUCCUUGUCCCCCUUAGUCCUGCAAUGUAACACAUUGCAGUUUUAGAGAAACUGCAAUGUUUGCAUUGCAGUACUAAGACUGCCUCUAGAGGUACUUCCUGGAGUUUCAAGUUGUUUCAAGUUGAAAGGCCUCAUCCGUGCGCAACAUUUGCCACGCAUGUGCAUCAGGUCACUUAUCGGAUGAUAUCGGAGGAGGCAGAGCGCAGCUCAGUUCCGAGGGACCUUGGCGCUGGUAUCGGGUGAGCGAAUAAAGGGUUAUUUAACCCUUUACAACAUUGAGGUGGGGUGCAGGGCUGAAGAAUACAUUAGUGUUAGGAAUACAUCUCUGUAUCCCUAACACAAAAGUGUUUCUUUUAAAAUGGAACUUUCUGUGCUCCCCAUAUGAGCUUGAAGGGCCGACAUGUAUAGAUAGCUAGAUGAUCGUUGUGAAUUGAUUGUUGGGUUUAUACUGUUUUGCAAAUUUGUUUCUGCUGAAAUCAUUACAUAAAAUGUCAUGUUUUUGUACACCAACUCCCAAUGGUUAGUUUUAAACAAUAUUUAAUUUGACUAUUUAAAAAAUAGUAUUACAUACUUGAUAUCUGUGAAAAACCUUUCUAAAUUGAACUAUACACUCUGGAAAUAAUAAUAAAUUAAGCUUCCUUUCCAGUGAUACUGAGUAAUAUAUGAAAAUAAUACUCCAAGAUUUCUGUAAUAUUAAUUACCCUACAGAUUCAUUAACCUUACACAGUAAUGUAUUUAUGCUUGUUGGUUACAUAGGACCCCGAACACCUUUAUGGAAAUUAAACCUUUGAAUAAAACAUUGAAAAUCACCCAUAACCUCUGUAUUCAUAUGAUUGUAUUAAAGAUUUAACAAUUUACAUUACAAUCCAGUUCUUUCCAGGCACAGCCAGAGCACAUGAUGUAAAUUAGGAGACAUAGAAAUAUUGCUUAAUGACAGAGCCUAUAACAAUGAUUGACACUGAGACAGUAUAGAGACGCCCCAUUGCAGGGUAAAUAGGUGUUGAGUUCUACCUUUAAUUUUAUUCCUAUGCCUUACAAAUAAAUAUUUAGUAAAUACAGACGAUAAGUAAACAUAAUAUUAAAAUCCUAAGAAGUGACAGUUUCCCUGUGUAUGCUUUGUUGUGCUGUAAGACCAAUGUGUUGCCAUCUUCUUUCACUUACUUGAAAAAGAAAUGACAGGAUUUAUUCAGUAAGCUGAGGGUUGUGAAAAACUUUUUUAGACGUUUUACAAAUGUUAUGCCAAAAUAGCUAUAUUGGAAAAAGUUAUUGCAGGGAAUACUGCUUGUACAUUCUUCGAUAUCCGUGUGCCUUGCCCAGUGAAAUAUAGAUGCCAGGUUUUAGCCAGGCAACUGUUUGCUGUGUGAAGGCAUUAUGUCCAAACGUAGGAAUUAUUUUUACAUUCUGGUUGCAUUUCGAGAUUGUGCAUUUCCAGCAAACUUCAGAAGAGUUAGACGUAAUCAAGAGCAGAAUAUUUUAACGUUUUAAUUUACGUAUUAGACUCCUUCCUACUAUCUAUUUUAAAGCUUCUUCUUACCUGUCCAUGCUAAAUUUUCUGAUCUGAGGAAUUUCAAGAUCAGGUAUAACAUAUCAUCUCUAAUAAUUUACUCUUCCUCCCAAAUAUUGCACUUAAUUUUCUUUUCCCCCAUAAAAUUAUGUUUAUACUGAGGGACUUCAUUUUUUCAUUUUCCCCAUACUAGCAGUAAAACAUUACUGUUUUUGUUGAGUAUUUCUAAAGAUUGGAUAUCAAUUUGGAAAAAUGUAAUAAAAGGUGUUUUUUCACUUAUUGAUUUUCUUGUUAAUAUUACAUGUUAACAUUUUAACAGUUGUAAAACUUACUAGUCUGAACGUGUUUGUAAUAAAUUGUAGAUUAUGCUAGCUUUAGUGUACCUAUAAUUUUAAUUUUAUUAAUGACAGGAGGCGAG
This is a messenger RNA of Pelobates fuscus (common spadefoot toad), 3529 nucleotides long. It is a transcript of the gene FHL2, whose product is annotated as four and a half LIM domains 2. The coding region runs from base 209 to 1048 and encodes 279 amino acids. The transcript is spliced from 6 exons. Gene Ontology annotation, molecular function: transcription coregulator activity. NCBI's taxonomy places the organism in Eukaryota, Metazoa, Chordata, Amphibia, Anura, Pelobatidae. Gene Ontology annotation, cellular component: Z disc; nucleus. The record is from RefSeq and is a predicted model, not a curated record.